This is a messenger RNA of Tripterygium wilfordii, 1081 nucleotides long. RefSeq names its product nudix hydrolase 16, mitochondrial-like. Gene Ontology annotation, molecular function: pyrophosphatase activity. The transcript is spliced from 4 exons. Gene Ontology annotation, cellular component: nucleus; cytoplasm. The record is from RefSeq and is a predicted model, not a curated record. Lineage: Eukaryota; Viridiplantae; Streptophyta; Magnoliopsida; Celastrales; Celastraceae. The coding region runs from base 243 to 776 and encodes 177 amino acids.
UCAAAAUUCUCUGUUUCUCUCUAUUUCUCUCAAACGCUCACAUUCUGCGGCAGCGGACAAUCCUAAGACGAAUAGCUUCCGUUGGAUUAUGUUACACCGCCCUCAUCACCACCGUUGUAACCACGGACAACAAUGACGGAGUUAUUUUCAGGCGGAGGCGUGAGCAUUGUCGAAAAUGGACGUGAAUUAUGACCUAUUUUGUUGAAAGUGAGAAGGAUUGGAGAUAAAGGUCGCUCCUCAGUAUGUCUGAUUUGGUGGCGCGAAUGGGUCGGCAUCAGCAACGUUACGAUGACGGUUGUCGGCUUGUUGCAGGGUGUAUUCCAUUUCGAUAUACAAAUUCUGAUGAAAGUGAUGAUGCUAAUACUGAGAAAGUGGUGGAAGUUCUUAUGAUAAACUCAACCAGUGGCCCUGGCCUAUUGUUUCCAAAGGGAGGCUGGGAGAAUGAUGAAACUGUGGAGGAGGCUGCUGUGAGGGAAGCUGUUGAAGAAGCUGGAGUUCGAGGGGAAUUAAUGGAAUUUUUAGGACAAUAUCACUUCAAGAGCAAAACACACCGGGAUGAAUUUUGCCCAGAAGGUUUAUGUAAAGCUGCAAUGUUUGCACUGUUUGUUAAGGAGGAGCUUGAUUCAUGGCCUGAGCAGAGUACCCGAACCAGAAGAUGGCUAAAAAUACCUGAAGUACUUGAGAGUUGCCGCCAUCAAUGGAUGAGAGAGGCAUUUGAAUGUGGCUUCACUAACUGGCUCGCCAAUAAGGAAUCAAGUACAGGGGAGGAUCUUUGAAAUGAAAGUUGAUACACUGAGUAUUCAUAAAGCUAAUGAUGCGUGCUCCGUGUGCAAUGAAACAUGGUUUCCGGCUACUUUGGGGGCAAUUUUCUUGUACUGGUACUUUAUCAACACCCAACAACACAAUGCUUUUGCUGUUCAUAAUUUACAUAAUGUUACUGUUUUUUGUUGUACUGAGUUUCCUGAGUAGCCACCAACCCCUUUGAUGUAUUUUAAUUCAGAGAGUUAUCAGAACGUCUCUGAUAUCAAACGCUGUGGUAGUCAUUUAGCUGUUUAAUUAUGAAUCAGUUUAACCUGAAUGG